Molecule: messenger RNA, 702 nt
Organism: Panicum virgatum (switchgrass)
Lineage: Eukaryota; Viridiplantae; Streptophyta; Magnoliopsida; Poales; Poaceae
Exons: 1
Coding region: 1-702 (233 amino acids)
Source: RefSeq, a predicted model, not a curated record
AUGUCGAUGAACGACUACUGUACCAAGUUGAAGCGCAUCGCUGACCAGCUGCGUGACAUCAGCUACGCCGUCUCCGAGCCGAGCCAGGUGCUGAAUCUUCUCCGCGGCCUCAACCCCCGGUACCGCUACGUCAAGCCGGUGAUCACCUCCAAGUUCCCGCCGCACACCUUCCAAAGCACCCGCUCCUUCCUCAUCCUUGAGGAGCUUAGCUUCCAGCACGACUCCAAUGACGAGGCUGGGCAGGCCUUCACCGCGUCCCACAGCGACCACUCCGGCGGCUCCUCCAGCUCGGUCUCCUCCGGUGCCAAGGACGGGUCCUCCGCCCCGCCCGCCCAGCGCUCCAACAACCGAUCCGGCCACGGCAACGGUGGCGGGAACCCUCGCUCCAACAACCGCUCGGAUCGUCGUCACGACCGGAACAACGGCGGCGGCAACUCGCCCUCCAAUGCCAACGGCAACACCCCCAACACCCAGUCCGCGCCGUGGGCCGCGGGCUACAAUCCGUGGCAAGGCAUGGUGCAGACCUGGCCCAUGCCUUUCCGUGCCCCGGGUGCCGGCGUUCUGGGGGCUCGCCCACCGUUCCAGCCGCAGCAGGCGAUGGUGGCCGCCUCCCACCCCUCCAAUGUCUUCGACACCAGUGCCUUCUACGCGGCGCUGCCAUCCUCCGGCGUCCCGCACCAACCUCCCACCGCCUCCGACUAG